Molecule: messenger RNA, 3342 nt
Organism: Adineta ricciae
Lineage: Eukaryota; Metazoa; Rotifera; Eurotatoria; Adinetida; Adinetidae
Source: the annotation of a GenBank genome assembly
AUGAACGGAAUAGUUGAUUGUCCAUUGAAGGAUGAUGAAAAUCUAAAUAUGGAAUUGUUUCCUAAUUUAAAAUGGAAAUCUUAUCAUUGUUAUUUUACUAAUAAAGCGAUAUCUCGAUAUGCAUUAUACAAUAAAUAUUGUGAUUGUGGAAGACUUGAUGAUGGAUUUUGUGAAGAUGAAAAUGAAAUAUAUAAUUUUACUCGAAGGACAAUACGUUUUCAAACAAUUUGUGAUGGUUUUCCAGAUUUAUAUCCAAUUCUAAUUGAUCAAAUGAAAGAAACAGAUGAAACAAAUUGUCAAGAAUGGAAAUGUAAUAAUAUUUAUACAAAUUGUAAUGGAAUACAUAAUUGUUUUUCACGAGAAGAUGAAACAGAUUGCGAUUCGUCUUCAUUGAAUUGUUCAUCUGAUUCUCGAUUAUGUGUUACAAAAGAUACAUUACAAUUUAUAUGUUUACCGAUAAAGAAAAUGAAUGAUGGCAUUGUUGACUGUCUUGGUGGAACUGAUGAAGAAAAUUUAUGUCCAAUGAUAGGUACUUAUUUCAUAAGUAAAGGGUUUUACUGUAUAGAUAAAAGCUAUUCAACAUUAUGUGUGAGACAGCCAGCUUUAUGCGAUGGCAUUGAAUCUUGUGUAGAUGGAGAUGAUGAAAGAUUCUGUCAAAUGAACCAAUCACAAUCAAAAUAUCCAAUAUGUUUAAAUCAAUCAUUAUUAUUUCUUAAUAAAGUUGCACAUUUUUUUUGUGAUUAUACAGAACAAUAUUUUAGAAGCCCAUAUACAUAUUUCAAAUUAAAUGGUUAUAAUGAAUUAUUUCAUAAGAAUGUUAAUGAAAAUCCAUCAAUCAAUGUCAUCUAUUCAAAUAAUAAAGAUCAACCACUUCCACUUUUAGAUAAAACUCGUUGUCAUCGUGGUCUCGAUUUACGUGUUUGGUUAAAUAAAUCCUCAAAUAAUUCUACACAUACUUGUCUUUGUCCACAAACAUAUUAUGGCUCACAAUGUCAAUAUCAAAAUCAACGUAUAAGUUUAGCAAUUCGAUUUCAUACUCCUGUUCAAUUACGAGAAAUACGAUUUUUAGUCUUAGUUUUACUUAUUGAUAAUACAAAUCAACGAACAAUUCAUUCCUAUGAACAAUUUACUUAUUUAUCUAAACGAGAUUGUAAAGUGAAAUUUAAUCUUUAUUUACUUUAUUCAACUCGACCAAAAGAUCUCAAUCGAAAUUAUUCAAUUCAUAUUGAGAUUUAUGAUAAGCCAUUUCUGAAAUAUCGAACAAGUUUUAUUUAUCCAAUUGAAUUUUCUUUUUUACCCGUUUAUCGUUUAGCAUUACUUAUUAAAAUUCCAUCGGAAAAUGAACAAAUUUGUUCGAAAAGAAAAUGUUUACAUGGUCAAUGUCGAUAUUAUUUCAAUAAGAAACAAACAUUUUGUCAAUGUGAACAAGGAUGGUCAGGAGAAUUUUGUUCAAUGCCCUAUAAUUCUACAUGUUCAUCAUUAAAUUCGUUAUCAAUUGGUUUAUUAAAUCAUCAUCGAUCAAUUUGUAUUUGUAAAGAGAACUACUUUGGUUCUCAAUGUUAUCUCCGAAAUCGAAUUUGUGAUAAUUUUCCAUGUGAGAAUAAUGGUUUAUGUGUUCCAUAUGAUGAUUUUCUAUUAUUAACAAAUGAAGAAUAUUUUUGUAUUUGUCCAAAGGGUUUCAGUGGAAAACGAUGUGAAUUAAUUGAUGUACAAAUCGAUUUAAUAUUUGAUACAAAGAUUGAUUUAUCUCAUUCAAUUUUUAUUCAUUUUAUAACAAUUACUCCGCUUAGUUCAUCUGCAACUAGUAUUAAUAAAGUUUCACCUGAAAGAUCAACAACAUUACAAACUAUAUCUCAAGCCACGAACUCUAUUCGAAUUUAUUGGUCACAACCAUUUCAUUUGACAUUUAUUGAAACCUUAGAUAGAAAAUAUUAUUUAGCUGUCAUUCAACCAAUUUAUAAUCAUUCAGUGAUAAUUAAUCAAAGAAUUGAUUCAACACAUCGUUGUUCAUCAAUAAAUGAUUUAGUUAAUGAAACUUUCUCACAACUUCAUCGUCUUAUUCGAAUAAAAUCUUAUCAUCAGAUUUGUCAAAAAUAUUCUCCUAAUCUUCAAUGUUUUUAUGAUGAUGUUCAUCUAUGUUUAUGUUAUGAUUUUCAAGGAAAACGUUUAGCAAAUUGUUUUCAUUUUGAUCAUCAAAUGAAAUUUGAUUGUUUUGGACAAAAUCAUUGCGAAAAUCAAGGACAAUGUUUUCAAGAUUCACCAUCAUGUCCAAAACGAUCCAUAUGUGUUUGUCCUUCAUGUUAUUAUGGAACUCGUUGUCAAUUUACAACAAGCGAAUUCGGUCUAUCACUUGACGCUAUUUUAGCUUAUCAUAUUAUUCCAGAUGUUGGUAUAUUGAAUCAAACAUUUCUUGUUAAAAUAAGCUUUUUCUUUACUAUUUUAUUUCUAAUUAUUGGAUUUAUAAAUGGAGUACUUUCAUUAAUAACAUUUAAAAAUAAAAAUAUAUGUGAAGUUGGAUGUGGAGUAUAUCUAUUUGGUUCAUCAAUAACAACGAUAUUAACAACAAUUUUCUUUGGGUUAAAAUAUUUUAUUUAUCUUUAUACACAAAUACCAACAUUAUCAAAUGAAAAUUUCUUGAAAAUUCAAUGUUAUUCAUUAGAUUUUCUGUUACGAAUUUGUCUUUCAAUCAAUCAAUGGUUAAAUGCAUGUGUAGCGCUAGAAAGAACAAUCACCAUUAUUCAAGGUAUUCGAUUUAUGAAAAAGAAAAGUAAAAAAGUAUCGAAAAUAAUUAUUAUUAUUCUUUUAAUUUUAAUUAUAUUAACAUCAAUUCAUGAACCAAUUUCUCGACAUUUACUUUUUGAAGAAAAUGAUGAAAAUGAUCGAAUAAGAAUUUGGUGUGUUGUGAAAUAUUCUUCAACUAUACAACUUUAUAAUCAAAUUCUUCAAACAUUUCAUUUUUUUCUUCCAUUUUUAAUCAAUUUAAUUUCCUCAAUUGUUUUAAUAAUAACAAAAUCAUAUCAACAACUGCAUCUUCAUCAAACACGACGUUAUAAAGAUAUUGUACAUGAACAAAUUCAAGAACAUCAACAUCUAUUAAUUGCACCAAUUGUUUUAUUUCUUCUUGCAUUACCACGUUUAAUUAUUUCUUAUUUAACAAAAUGUAUGAAUUCAACAAAUGAUUCAUGGUUAUUUCUCGUUGGAUAUUUUAUUUCAUUUAUUCCAUCGAUAAUUACGUUUUUUAUUUUUGUUUUACCGUCAACAUUUUACAAGAAUGAAUAUCGAAAAUCAGUUUUACGUUAUCAAAAACGAGUUCAACAAUGCUUUCUUAGUACAUUAAAAUAA